Molecule: messenger RNA, 4413 nt
Organism: Cyclocybe aegerita
Lineage: Eukaryota; Fungi; Basidiomycota; Agaricomycetes; Agaricales; Hemipholiotaceae
Source: the annotation of a GenBank genome assembly
AUGUCUGCUCAACCGCCGCCGAGAUCAAUGAGCAUGUUCGACCUCACGAACGCCAAUACCCUGAUAGCAGGAGGUGCUUUCACGAUGGUGGUAAACCACCCCGUGGCCGAGCCAACGCCUAACCAAGCAAUCGACACCGCAUUCAACAGGCACGUAGAGCACCGUGCCACGCACGACUCGUACGAUCACGCUGGGCCCGAACCUCCGAGAUGCCAUCCAAAGACACGCGUUCGCCUCCUCAAGGACUUGCGAAAGUGGAUCCAGGAUGCUUCCCCACAGUCGACUAGAAUAACAUGGGUGUCUGGAUCGGUUGGCGUAGGAAAGACGGCCGUCGCGAGGACACUUGCAGAGAGCCUUCCUCAAAGUGGGAUGUUGGCUGCUAGUUUCAUGCUGGACGACAAGAGGUAUGGCGAACACCCUGUCCUGUCGACGAUCGCGUACCAGAUCAUCAUGUCGACACCAGAUGUACAACCCCACGUCUUGGAUGCCCUACAGGCGGACAGCAGUCUAUUGGACAAGCCCCCUGAAGUGCACUUCGCAAAACUUGUCGUCGAGCCGUUUGUCAUGCUAUCCUUGAUCGAGAAGGGUCAAACCAGCCAAUGGUGUAGAUUGGUUAUGAUCGACGGCCUCGACGUGUCCCGGCACCCUACACGUAUUCUUCGAGCCAUCUGCGAUGCUAUCGCCAAGCUGGACGGAAGAUUCAAGUUUCUCAUCCUCAGUCGACCUGGACAUGACAUCAAGAACUUCUUCGAACAUGACGCACAAGCUCUCAAGCUCAUGCCGAAGCAUAUUGCCUUGGACGACCACCCCGACGCCAACAAGGAUAUCAGAACUUUCAUCGAAGCACGGUUCCGCGAGAUCAGACGGAAGCAUCCGUUAGGGCGACACAUCAAGGCCGCCUCCAUACCCUUUACCUCGACCACGGAAGUACAGUCGCCAACGCAGGUGGAUUCAGAGUGGCCUGGCAAGUACGUGCUCAGGACUUUGGUUCACAGAUCCUCGAGGGGCUUCAUCUACCCCUCCGUCGCAAUGGACUACAUCGGAGCUGGGCAUGCCUGGCCUAAGGACAGGCUCGACAUCGUCCUUGGUGUGUCGCCUCCUUCAUCGUCCAACGAAGGCCAGUCCGAAGCAAACUCACCUUUCGCGACCCUCGAUGACUUGUACCACAAGAUUCUCUCCGCAGCAUACGCAUGUGCAUGCCCUGGCCCUAGUGCGAUUCUUGCCCACCAAACAUUGUGCUCGACUGACCGGCGGAAAGCCCUCAUGAGCAUCCUGGGUGUGCUCCUCGCGGCUCGGACGCGUGCUGCACUUCCUUCGCCAGUCAAGGUGCCGGAUAGGGACCCGUACGUGACACCGACAUUCAUUGAACGCGUGCUUGGCAUGAGGGAAGGACAAGUCCGGCUUUCACUCAAGGACUUGAGGGCGUUGGUAUGCUUGGAGGAAGGUGUGAAUUUCCUCGCCAGUACGCACGUCCCAGCGAAUGCACGGAACAUUGCAGCGACAUACCCUACGCUCAGGAUUAUGCACGAGUCGCCAUUCUCCGAGUUUUUACUCGAUCGAAACCGAGCACGCCAGCUUUCGGUGGACCUGGACAGAGCAUGUGUUGCUAUUGCGGCAAGUGCCCCGAGUAUUGCCUCCUUCCACAUUGUGCUUACAGUUGUAAUUAGAUGCGGAUGCAAGAUGGAUUUCACCUGCGAGCACAGCAUCGACUGCGAAAUGAUACACCGCACUGGUUUUUUCUGGGCAUCUUACAACACUCCUCCAGAUCCUUUCCUCCUCGACUCUGUCAUGAAAUUCGACCCGACCUAUGUCUUCCAUCGGCAGCCUGGAGAUCCGGAGUUCAAGGACUGGAUUUUCCAUUGGGACUGGGUAGGCCCAUUCUUACAGUGUUUGGACUCUGCCCCGGCAUUUAAAGAUACUCUGGCGUUCUCGCAUCACCUCAACAAGCUCUGCGUUUUUCUUCAGACAUACAUCAUGGAAAACCUAAAUACGGACGACGCCCGGUUUCGCGAUGCCCGUACUCUUCUUGCUGGCCUCAAAUGCUUAUCCCGAGGUCGUGCUCGAGGCCAGGUCGCACGAAUAAACGCGGAAGUGUCCAAGUGCGUUUGGGAUGCCCUCCAUGGAACUCUGCGUGGAUUGCGCCCUCUCUCUACCUCAUCAAAGUCCUCCGACCCCAAAGAACCGGAGAAAACAAUGCUCGGGGGCGAUGAAAGCAAAUCCAGUGGCUAUGCCAGAUCUGGUGGGGGAAGAGUGGUCCAGUUCGAGACUCCAUGGAUGAUCAUGCGCGAUGCCAUGAAGGAGGUUAUUCGGAGACUUGAUACCCACUCUAAGGAAGAUAUAAGUAGAGAAGAGGUCGGCGGAGAAGAUGCUGCAGAUUCGGAUGUGUUUAUGCGGACGCCUACUAAGGCAAACGCGACUAAUCGCCCGAACGCCAGCGUCUCAGAAACAAGGAAGGCUCUCAAGAUUGAGCUUGCAGGCUAUCUCUACUCUCCCAUUCCCGUCGAGACCUUUACGCAUCAUGUGUGGGGCCUCGACAACACUACCAUCACCUCCAUCCUCGAGAAAUCAUGGUCCAUUUUACCCGAAGCGCUGAAUAAUUAUCAAGACGUCUACCAGAAUAUCACGAAGAGGGAGGAAGAACCUCCCUUGCACGAGCCUUUCCGCGAGAUCUCUGAGAGGCUGCUCGAGGACAUUUGCAAGUUCCUCGGACGAAAGCCAGACCUACUACGUGGGUGGAAGCCGCUCAAUGACCUUCGAUGGGAUGAGACGAAGAGCACCCUGGAGUUCAAGUUAACGGCAGCUCGUAUCCAGGCAGCAGUGAGUCGGUCGACGGCGAAUCAGUCGCAGAUGAUGAAAAGCAAGAAGAAAGCCAAAACUAAUGCUUCUCGCCUAGAUCCUAUUUUCGAAGACGACGCCGGUCCAAGCCACGAUGAUGACGUUUUUAGUCAUCCUCAAACUGCGAGUUGCCCUGGGGCUAUUUCACUCUCGAAGGUAUCGGGCAGCCGACAAUCUGCAACUUCUGCCGGAGUUCCCUCCGCUUCGACAAGCACCGGAUCCAAGCGCGCCAUUGAUGCUAUUGACACUCCUAACGAAGAGCCAGCGUCGAAAAGGUGCCACCUGAAGGUCACUGGCGAUCAACUUCAAUUUGCCAACUAUGCACUGGAGUGCCUCGUCUGGUACUACGACCGUGGUGCUGUCAUUCGAACCGACAAAUUCGACUUCUCCAAACCGGAUGGGCCUCCGAAACUUGCUGUUGGGCUGUUUACCCUCAGUCAGGCCAACAUGAAGCAAGCCGGGUUUGACCCAUUCGUUCACGAGUUCAAGACCCCUGAGGAUGGCAAGAAUCUUGACGAUAAGUCGAAGGACAUUAUCUUUGUGAUCACGAAGGUUCUACACGUCUACAAGGCGAUCAUUGGUCGUGGCACCUACGUUGCUGCAGGUUUUCUCGCAUCCAUCGGCUCUCUGCUUUCCAUGCCCCGUUUGCCAGCUUACUGGAACAGCCACCUUCUCGAAUUAGUUUUCGACGCUCAAUUCACCUCUGAGCAACUAGGAAUUCCUCGACAGAAACUUCGGGAUAAUGGACUACUAAAGGACCCAGAUCCGGAGGAUACCAUCCAAGAUCGCGGCCUCCAUAUUCUUGUUUCAGGGUUAUACAAGAAGCUCUACGAAGCCGCCAGCGUUGAAGAAUUCAAGCAAAUUUUCCUCGAAUAUCUCGAAUGCCAUCAUCACGCAUACGAAACUGGUCGGGUCCUUCAUCGUGACAUUAGUGAAAACAAUCUCAUGUUCGCUCGAUCGCGCACCGAGAAGGCAAGCAGCUCCCCUUCUCCGGAUAGCAUGAGCACAAAGCCAAAUGUUCGAGGUAUCCUCAACGACUUCGACCUCGGCUCAGAGCUCAAUGAGCAUGGAGAAAUCGUCUCUAGCAAUGCCAACCAUCGUACAGGAACCCCGUCGUUCAUGGCCACCGACCUUAUCAAAGUUCAGAUUGAAGGAUCACCAAUUCCAGCUACUCACCACUACCGCUACGACCUUGAAUCCUUCUUCUACGUUCUCAUAUGGGCGUGCACCCAGUACACGCUCAGUCCCGAUGGACCGAAGUUGAAACCCACUCCAAAGUGUCUUCAGAAAUGGAAUGAUCUACAGGAGGCAAGCAAUCACAAAGGGGCGUUUUUCUUCUAUGAUCAAGUGGUUCACGUCGAGAAAACCGUGCUGCCUCAUUUUGUGUCGGUGUGGAAUGACUGGGUCCUCCCAUUGUACGACAUGUUCCUUGCCGCCUUCAAGAGUAUUCCGUCUAUUCGGUCACUCAAGUACGUCGAGUACGACCACGCGACGUGUAAUGGCCAGAUAACCUUCAAGACGUUCGUGGAAGCGAUGGGCGUCAAGCGUCGAAACCUGGAGGGAAUUAUUGAAGAGUAA